AUGGAUGUUGACGAGUUCGAUAACAGUUCUAUUUGCAGUGAUAACCGCCAGCAGCCUCGGCAAAAUGGUCAACCUGUAAAGGGAGGCGAGCACCCUGAUGAGAAUAUAUGGAGUCCCUGUGACCACGAUUCUACCUCCAAUGCUGGGUCCAACAAGAAGACCACUGCCACUGGUGGUGACGGGUCUCUUUUUGGCGCUGUCAAACACAGGAUAACACGUUCUGCGACAUCAGAGCUCACAGAAUUGCAACAGAGGAUUCUGGCUCUGGAAGGGCAACUUGCAUUUACAACAAACAUCAACGAAAGUUGUAGCGUUGCGGGUAGAUAUCCAGGUGGAGAUAACAGGACUGACCUUGAGGUAAUCUCUGAGAAAAUCUCUGAGAACGGGUUCAAAGAAAGCUCAGUCCAGCAGCAAAUAGUUCCCCAAUUGCGUGACAGAACAUGGUCAGAACUCAUGAACAAGGACACUGGUGAAAGUCAAGAGUAUGCUAUCGAAUUCCUACCAGAAGAACCUGAUUACUAUCAUCAGAAGAAAACUAGCCCAAAAUCAGAUAGGAAACAUGGGAAGAGUCGCGGCUUAGUGCCAACUAUGAGCAGCAAACCCGCCCUCAACAAUUCUACGCCAUCAUAUGGACAAUGUUCUGUUCCAAGCCGAAUCCGAAUCAACUCAACUCCUAUCUUGAAGACUUUGAGCCACAUCCAUGACAUUAUCGACCCAAGUACGUCUUUGGUGAUGAUGCGGCCCUUCAAAUUCUUGGUCCAUUAUGAAACACAAAUCAGGGAAUCGGUCCGAGUCCUGGAGCGCCAAAUUCUGAGCAUAAACUCAAAUGCUUCAAUCUCUUCGGCGCAUGAUGCCUCGCAAUGCAAUGAGCAAGAAGUACUCCAAGAGAGCUUGGAGCAUAUGCGAUGUCUUACUGAUUUCAUGGAUCGAUAUAUCAAACCCGUUCUAGAAAGGUUGGAGGACAGCUCUAAUGGCCAGAUCCACUUCGCCGACCUCUGGUACAUUUUCAAGCCAGGUGUGGACAUCCAUUAUCCCUUAAGAGUGCAAGAUACUUCUGUGACUGUGGAUGCCUUGGAAACCACACCUGAGACAUUUCAGAGUCGGUACAAUCAGGUCUGGAGAGUUACUAGCACGAGUGGAGGGCGUCCAAAUAUAUCCACUGCUCAGAAUCGUAGUACUAUUCUCCGACCCAACCCCUUUCGAGUUGAUAUGUACUAUAUCGAUUUCCAUGGGAGAUAUUUCCGUCCGACGGUCCACACCUUUGAGAUUCCGUAUUUCAAAGGCGAACGCGCGAUAAAUUCUCUUGACUUCUAUCCAGCUCGGUACAUGGAAAAUUCAAAACAACAGGAGACUCUCAAAGGCCAUCUGGAAAAAGGGAAAGCCGUUUUCAAUUCAAUGGCAAGCUCAUUAUCUCAUUUCUUUUAUCAAGGACCUACUGUCAUGAAGCAUCCCUGCGGCUGCCCAAUUGUGGAUGGUCCUUUAAUUCAGGAGUACAUUGAAAGUGAGGUAAUUGUGGACUUCAAGAUGACUCUACGCAAAUACCCCUCGUGGGGGCCCAAAAGGGAGCCUUGGAAGGAGCCGGUGAUUGAACGAGGGGAGCUUCGAGAGACCUUCCCGGUGCAGUAUUGGACGGAUGAUCGAAGAACAAAGCUCGAAAGCACGGAGUACGAUCAAGUGUAUAACGACUACUUCAUCGACAGGGAAAGAGCAUUGAUAUUCAGAAACAACGAGCAAAUUUUUGCUCCGAUCCCUUCUGGGUGGCUCAGCAAUGAGCAUAUGGUUCCAGAGAAAGAUAUCAGUCUCUAUCCUGGUAGAGUCAUGGCUUAUGUGUUACGAACUAGGUCCUUCGCUCAUUUGUGGCUAUGGGGGCUCCAGCCGAUCAAAGCCCAGUCUGAGGGCUUGAAUAAUCUUCAAUUGAAGGACAACAGUUUCAAGCAAACUUUGCAGGCUCUGGUAAGGACUCAUUUCAUGCAAAAGCAGGCUCAGAACUCGCCCAAUUUUGAAUACGAUAUUGUUCGAGGUAAAGGAAAAGGUCUUAUCAUCCUUUUGCACGGCGCCCCUGGACUUGGGAAGACAUUCACAGCUGAGAGCAUAGCCGCUGCCAAUGGUAAGCCACUGCUUCAGAUAACCUGUGGUGACUUAGGCUUGAACCCAAAGGACGUUGAUGCAGCGCUCCGAGAGAGCUUCUACUACGCGCAGCAUUUUCGUGCAAUCUUGUGCUUCGAUGAAUGCGAUAUUUUCCUCCAGCAGCGUUCGAAGAUGGAUGUCAAGCGGAACGCUCUUGUUUCUAUCUUUCUCAGGGUCUUGGAAUUCUAUACUGGCGUGUUGUUCCUGACAACAAAUCGUGUGGGUACUCUUGACGAGGCGAUCAAAUCUCGAAUUACCUGGAUAUCAUAUUACCCGCCUUUGAAUUGGGUUCAAACGAAGGAGAUCUGGAAGACCAAUAUCAAGCGCCUGGAGAAAGGAAAUGGUAAUGUUGUGGUUGACAGAGCCAGUAUAAUGAAAUUUGCCAAACAGCAUUACGCCGUUAGCAGUGCUCCUGACUCUGAGAGUGGUGUUUGGAACGGGAGACAGAUCAUGAAUGCUUUCAAAGUGGCAUUGGCACUCGCACGUUGGGAAAAGUACGGUCAAGAGGAACAGGAUCAAACGGAACAGUUGGUGGUUCAUGACGACCAAGAUAGCAUCACAAUUUCUGCGGCACACCUCAGUACUUAUGCCGGAGGAAUACGAGCCUUCGACUCAUAUUUGAAGGAAGCAACUGGGUCUACUGAUGCCGAUCGUGCAUUCAACGCACAAGAGAGAGCAGAUGAAUAUGAACCUGAAGAUGAUCCUCCUCUCCGAUCUCCCAAAUUAGGGGAUGGAGGCUCAUUUCCGGCUUUGGUCCCGCCGUACGAAGAGCUCAGACGAACAACAUCAAAGGGUCUUGUACCCCCGUCCAACAACGGUCGGGCUCCAAGCCCGAAUCUACGUCCUCAACUCCUAGGCCGUCACUCAUCCAGUCAGCUGUUGCAGCAACAGCAACAACGCCCACCGACCAUUUCCAGACAUAGCGGCGGUGGAACGCCCACCCCAGUACCUCCGCCCCGACGACGAUCUAGCCAAUUGACCAGUCCCACACAAUUGAUGCCCCCAGUGACCAAAAGAAGACCAAGCACGGAGCGAAGGGCCUCUGGCAACAACGAUUUCAGAAGGCAAACCUACCGUGAAUACGACGACACUGGGGUCGAAACAGAAGAUACGGACUCCUACCUGUAUGGAAACGAAACUCUUGAUGAUGAAUCCGACCUGGGUCACUAA
Molecule: messenger RNA, 3297 nt
Organism: Exophiala bonariae
Lineage: Eukaryota; Fungi; Ascomycota; Eurotiomycetes; Chaetothyriales; Herpotrichiellaceae
Exons: 4
Coding region: 1-3297 (1098 amino acids)
Molecular function (GO): ATP binding; ATP hydrolysis activity
Source: RefSeq, a predicted model, not a curated record